AUGUUGCCUUCUUUAACAGAUAAAACAACGACAUCGUAUUCAACUCUUAAACAAAGUCGUUUAAAGCAACCUCAUGAGCUUCUUAAGUCUUUAAAACCAUCAAGUUCGAAGGAGAUCAAGCUUCCAAUGUUGAUUAAACUUCCAUGCAAUCAAGAAGAACAAAACGAAGUAGACCAAACGAAUUCUAAUCUAACAUCAAUGUCAUCAUCUCGUUCUUUAUUAACUUCAGCACACAAGAAAGAUAAACAUCGUGUUUUUAUUCAAGAAUUGGAAGAAAAGAAGCGAAAAGAAAAAGAAAAGAUCAAGCGAGAAGAAAGAUGCAAGAAGAAACGUCAUGAAAGGAUCACACGCACUUUAUUAGAGAAAGCAAAAAGUCGAGAGAAACAAAUUGUAACUUGCAAUGAAGUUGAUGGUCCAAGUAUUGAAUCAAUUAGUUCAAAUGAACCACAAGAAGAUGACGAAGAAGAACGAAAGUUAAAAGCAAGACGUCAAAAACGAUUGUUAAAGAAACAACAAGCAUUUCUUGUACAGAUUCAAGCAAAACAACAACAAGAGUUAAAAACUCAAGAACUUGAACGAAAACGUCUUCAACGUACAUUGAAAAAAGUGACGCAAACGGUGUUACAUAAGAUGAAAGAUAAUGAUCAAGUAUACAAAGAAUAUCAUGCUUUUGAAGAUGUCGGACAUGUCAUUUCGUUAAUAAUCGAAGCAGCUUUCGAAAGAAUUAAAAGUAUGAAACCAAACGAAGAGAAACAGAAAGCAAAAGAACAACGAAUUGCUUUAUAUCGAAAACACCAGCAACAUCUUCAAAAACUUAUUGAUCAGCGCAAACAAAAAGAAAAAGAAGUUGAAGAUGUUCGUUUAUUGAAUGAAAAGCGCAAACAAAAGAUUCAAAAAGAAGCACAGCAACGAUUGCAAGAAGCUGCUGAAACAUUAGCACAAUUGAGAGCAAAAGAAGAAGCUGAGGCUGCAGUAGUCGAAAGUCUAAACGAAGUCAAGCCAAGUAUUGAUGUCGAUGCAAUGGUUGCUCGAUUAAGUAAAUUAAAAGAUCGUGAUACUGAAAUUAUACCGGAAGCUCGUGAUUUCUUAUCUUGGAAAAAACGUCAUGGAGUUGCGUUGGAUCAAAAAGUCUUUUCAAUCACAGGAUGGUAUCCAGUCAUUCGAGAAGAAUUAGAAAAACGUGGAUGGUUUUACAAUCCUGAUCGAACAUCACCAUAUUUUGAUUUGAAAUGGACUUUAAAAAGUGACGAUUUGCGAACAGGGAAGCUUGAGAAACAUCAAUAUGUCAAUCAUUUUGCUCAAAAUGCAGCUAUUACAACAAAAGUUGGAUUGAUUUUGAAUCUUCGUAAUGCUAUAUGGCACCAAAGUGUUGAUAUUGAUGAAAUGUUUCCACGUGCAUAUGAUUUAAAUGAUGGGAAUGAUAUGGAGAAAUUUAUUCAAGACUUUCGUUAUGGUGUUGCUGAAAGACUUUUGAAAAUCAUUGCAAGACAAGGAAUAGAAGAGAAAAGUCCGAACUUUGACAAGGAAAGAAUGAUAGUUAAUGAAGCAGUUUUGGAUGUUAUUCUUGAUAUAGCUCGAAAAAAGAUUAAAAGUAAAUGUCCAGAAAGUCAAACCGUUCAAAAAGUUGAUGAGUUGGAAGAAAGUGUGGAUAAUCCUUUAUCCAUUGGAUUUGAUAUACUUGUAACAGAUUUACAAUGGGAAGUUUUAUCAACAUGUUCAUUGAAUGAAGUCGGUCAUUUACGAGCUUCAUUAGUUUACAAAAAGAAAGUGUUUGAAGAAGAAAAUUCCUUUGAUUCCAAGUUGAAAAUUUCGACAAUUCGUUCAAACGAGGAAAAGAAACUCAAACGAUUUGUUGAAAAACUGCAUAUUGAUGCAUUUAAUCAAGAAAAAGCGCGUCUUGAAAAUCUUCUUCCUCGUGUUUCUCCCGUAAGUAUUGAAACAUUUGAUCAAAUCUUUCAAAUUCUUCAAGAACUUGAGAAAUUAUGUCCACAAUUUCAUUUGAAUGGUGGAACAGAAUUUCUACAUUCUGUAUCUCAUUCUCUUACUACUACAAACAUGAGUGAAAAUGCAUGGAUUGUUAAACCUGCUGGUAUGUCUCGAGGCCGUGGAAUUCGUGUAUUUAAUGAUUUGAAUCACUUAUUUGAAUAUGUGGAUGUUGAAAAUCACAAAGAAUGUCAAUGGAUUGCUCAAAAAUAUAUUGAAAAUCCACUUUUAAUUUUUAAACGAAAAUUUGAUAUUCGACAAUGGGUACUUGUGACAGAAUGGGAUCCUCUUACUAUUUGGUGUCAUAUUGAUUCUUACCUACGCUUUUCGUCAGAAGAAUAUUCAAUGGACGAUCUGACUGAUCAGUAUGUACAUUUGACAAAUAAUUCUAUACAAAAGUAUAGUCAGAAUUUUCAUCAUGUGUAUGCAACGGAUGAUGGAAAAAUGCAAGUUGAAGGAAAUAUGUGGCAUUCUGAUGAUUUUAAACAGUUUUUAUCAUUAAAAAUGGGUAAACCAACUAUUUGGGACGCACAGAUUCAUCCACGCAUGAAAGAGAUUAUCGUACAGUCCUUACAGUGCGUACAGGAUCUUGUACAACAUCGUAGUAACACUUGUGAGUUAUAUGGUUACGAUUUUAUGUUAGAUGCGAACUUGAAUCCUUGGCUCAUUGAAGUCAAUAGCUCACCAGCAUGUGAUUAUAGUACGUCGACUGCUCAGCGUUAUGUUGAGUCGGGAUUGGCUGGAAUUAUUCAAGUUGUAGUUGAUUAUCGUGACUUUGAAGUAAAGAAGCAAAAUGGUACGAAUGGAAGUUUAAAUGAGCCGGAAACCGGUUGUUGGCAGCGUAUACAUAAAGCUGAUUAUGUUGGGAAACCUACAUCGUCAUUUGGUCAUGAUUUUCAGAUAAAAGGAUCAAAAAUGCAGCGUAGUCGUCGAAAGAAGAAAAUGGACGAUACUCAUGACGUUCGUCGUACAGUUUCAACGACUUGUGUCAUAUCUGAGAAUAGUCCAAACGUAGAUUCUUGUACAGAGGUUGAGAGUCGUACAGUACAGAUGCACGACGAUACCGGUAUUGAUCCUUUAUUGUAA
Molecule: messenger RNA, 3069 nt
Organism: Plasmopara halstedii
Lineage: Eukaryota; Oomycota; Peronosporomycetes; Peronosporales; Peronosporaceae
Product: tubulin glycylase 3c
Exons: 1
Coding region: 1-3069 (1022 amino acids)
Biological process (GO): protein polyglycylation
Molecular function (GO): protein-glycine ligase activity, initiating
Source: RefSeq, a predicted model, not a curated record